CAACCGAUCGCACGAAUAGAACAUGGUUCCAUUCCUGCGAUCGCCUGCGACCGCAAUCGUACUCGAUCGCAGAGCUGUUCACAUAUAAUCGCAGACGAUCGCUGGCGAUCGAGUGCGAUUGCCUGCGAUCGUCUGCGAUCAUAUGUGAACCAGGGUUAACAAAGACGUAGCAGAAAGAUAGCUCAUCAUACUUGGCUCGUCUUAGAUAUUUUCAAAUUGGAUGGAAAACAGAAACGAUAUCGACAUAAACAGAUUCUGAAAGAGUCACAUGAAAUCCACCUGUCCGUCUCAUUGUCACUUUCUGUGAACAGGAAGCGAAAAAACUGUCGGAUGGCCGAGGGAGGCGAAGCUGAUUAUCCAACAACCGAUUCGAACUCCGAUGUUCCUGUGGAUGACUUCAGUAAUAGCGAAAAUGACAGCCAUUUCAGUGAGGACUCUAGUGCAGAUUACCGUGUUGAGAACCUUUCAAACAAAUCGAGAAACAUUAUCUUGAUGGGACCAAAGAGAUCAUCUUCCCUGACCAAACCAUUAAGUAUCUGUACCCAAAUGGAGCCGAGAAAUGUGCAUUUAGUGACGGCACUAUACAGAAAGUUAAGGUGGAUGGCGAGCGAACCAUUGAAUUCCCAAGUGGACAUGGGGAGACACAAACGAAAUUCUAUAAAAAAAGAGAAUACCCCGACGGGACAGUCAAGACGGUGUAUCCCGAUGGUCGCACAGAGACCCGUCAUUCUUCGGGACGGAUGUAGGUCAAAAGAUCGGGAGGUACGUGUCCUCGUCGAUUCUUCCCACCAGGAUAGAUAACAGAUGCUGUGACGUUGGAGAGAUUAAUCAAGCGCAUGUAGGAAAAUUAUCUUUGGAGGCUUUACAUCGAUAAAUGACAAUUUCUAAC
Stylophora pistillata is the source of this 889-nucleotide messenger RNA. RefSeq lists its product as uncharacterized. The record is from RefSeq and is a predicted model, not a curated record. Lineage: Eukaryota; Metazoa; Cnidaria; Anthozoa; Scleractinia; Pocilloporidae.